AAUUGAGCUGCUGCUUUCCCGUCUUCUCUCCCAAGGUAAGGUAGAUGUACAGACCAGACCAGACAUGUCGAUUUUGCUCGGAGACGUGUCGUGCCCGAUGGCCUCUUCCGCCGCCAUGCCCGCUGGCGCGUCACAUUCGAAUCAUCUCUGCGACUCCGACUGCGACUGCGACUGCAAUUCACUCUCACCUGUCCGAAUCACGGCAAACGCCAUCGAGGCAAGUGAGCGGCGGUCUUGAGGAUCAAGUCAUCGGGUGACUUCAUCGAUGCAGGCAGGCGCGACACGUUUUGCUCAACGCGCUUGCUCAGGCGCGACACCACUUCCUCGCCAUGGAAAUCUGCUUCAAACUUCACCACCCGAUGGCUUGACUGGACGGUUUGAAAGAACAAUAACAUCAGCUAUGGCAACGUCCGUGGAGCAGUGGGCAUUCAAUGUCUGUCAGGCCGUUCAGGCUGCGCAGCACACGGCGAAACAC
This is a messenger RNA of Zymoseptoria tritici IPO323, 475 nucleotides long. RefSeq lists its product as uncharacterized. The record is from RefSeq and is a predicted model, not a curated record. The transcript has a single exon. Bases 45 to 257 code for a protein of 70 amino acids. NCBI's taxonomy places the organism in Eukaryota, Fungi, Ascomycota, Dothideomycetes, Mycosphaerellales, Mycosphaerellaceae.